Molecule: messenger RNA, 1809 nt
Organism: Fusarium tjaetaba
Lineage: Eukaryota; Fungi; Ascomycota; Sordariomycetes; Hypocreales; Nectriaceae
Product: sterigmatocystin biosynthesis monooxygenase stcW
Exons: 6
Coding region: 1-1809 (602 amino acids)
Molecular function (GO): flavin adenine dinucleotide binding; NADP binding; N,N-dimethylaniline monooxygenase activity
Source: RefSeq, a predicted model, not a curated record
AUGUCCGCCGAACAACAGCAAAAGCCAAAGCAGAUCCGAUGCACUAUCAUCGGAGCAGGUGUAUCUGGUAUCCUGAUGGCAUACAAGCUCAAGCAACAUCUCAACGACUACGUCACUUUUCAGAUCUUCGAAAAGUCACCGGAACUUGGAGGAACAUGGUUUGAGAACAAGUAUCCCGGCUGCGCUUGUGAUGUGCCGAGUCAUUGCUAUCAAUAUUCAUUUGCUCCUAACCCGUCAUGGUCAAAGUUUUACGCGUCUUCCGACGAGAUACAGGGCUAUUUAAAGGGAGUUGCUAAGCACUUCGACCUCGAGCGAUACAUAUCCUUCAACACCAAGGUGGUUUCAGCACAAUGGUCUGAGAAUGACAGCACCUGGGCAGUAGAGUUGGAAGAUGGGUCUCUGGUCACAUCAGAAAUUCUGGUCAACGCCGGCGGGAUUCUCAAUCACCCACAAAUUCCCAGCAUCGAGGGGCUGUCGAAAUUUAACGGCCCGUUGUUGCAUACUGCAUCCUGGGAUCAUUCGAUUGACCUCCGGGAUAAACGCGUCGGCGUGAUUGGUGCGGGAGCCAGUUCAAUCCAGUUGGUUCCCUCGAUACAGCCUGUGGUCAAGGAUAUGAAGGUUUUCAUCCGUACACCUUCCUGGAUUGCACCGCCAGUCGCCCUACCCGAUCCCAACGCGACGAACUACACCUACAGCACAGAAGAGAAGGCUCUCUUCGAAACAGACAAGAACAUAUAUCUCGAUACCAGAAAGGGAUUAGAGGAUCAAUUCAACGGGAUGUUCCGCCUCUUUCUCAAGUCCAGUCCAGAGCAGGAGAGAACACGUGCCAUGUUCGAGUCGCGCAUGAAACAGCUCAUCCCUGACCAAGAUCUGCAGAAGAAGCUGAUACCUCCAUUUGAGGCUGGGUGUCGAAGAAUCAAUCCGGGAGAGGGGUUUCUGACCGCCUUGCAAAAGCCAAACGUGGAGCCCGUAUUCGAUUCAAUUGAGAGAGUGACUCAGAAUGGUAUCGUGGCUGGUGACAAGGAAUAUCCAGUAGAUGUGCUAGUUGCUGCUACAGGCUUCAACACGACCUUCAGACCUCGCUUCCCUAUAAUCGGUCGCAAUGGUGUCAACCUUCAAGAUGCAUGGCAAGAACAUCCUGAGUCGUAUCUGGGCCUUGGUGUCGCAGGCUUCCCCAAUUACCUCAUAUUCUUGGGACCAAACACUCCAAUCUCGAAUGGAAGCUUGAUGGGUUCUGUGGAAGCGACUGCAGACUACUUCAUUCGUCUCCUUCACAAGAUGAUACGCCAGCGUGUCAAGACUUUCGAAGUCCGAAUCGAUGCUCAAAAUGACUUCAAUGCUCACACGCAGAAGGUGAUGCAAGACAUGGUGUGGACCGGAACUUGUCGCAGUUGGUACAAGCAGGGUACAAACGGAAAGGUAACUGGACUCUGGCCCGGGAGUUCCCUUCAUUACAUCCAGGUACUCUCAGAAGAUAGAUGGGAGGAUUAUGAAUGGACCCAUGGGUUGGAGAGGUAUAGUUACUGGGGUCAUGGGUUGUCAUGGAUUGAGGAGCCUGGCCUUGAUCCGUUGGGUGCCGUAAAGCAGGAUAUGAUUGAAGCAAUGACGACUUUACCAAAGAAGGACUCUGACUUGAGCUUCUACCUGUGGGAGAGCAAUCCUCUGCCUGAGACCUGUUUUGCAAAUGGGCGCUCAGAAGAGAGAGUCCAGAAAGGCGACAACUUGGCAUGGAACAAGGUAUUGCAUCCCACUACUACUUCAGAUGUUGAUAAGCAUACUACGGUAGCUUGUGUCACCGUACCAGUUUAG